ACCUUCAAAGGAAGUAACAUCUUUGACGGUUGCUACACCGAGUUAGCUACGGUAGACUAACGGCCUGACCGCUGUGUCGCUGUAGUGGUAGUGUUCCAUUUCUGUGUCGAGUUCGGCGUAUUUUUAAACCGAAUUUUACAUAGACGCUGUUGUACCUUUUGGAACCAAUAAUGGCUCUGUUGACGCCACUCUUGGCCUUCCUCUACCAUCUUCCGCAGGUGUACAAAUGGCUGCUGAAGCCCUAUUACAUCGCAUCUCUCUUCAUGUCCCUCGCUUUCCUCGCUAUUCGCAAGACGCCGGGAGUCUGCGACCAUUUAGCUACACAGAGAGAGGACGGGAACUCCUGCGACUUCGACUGGAGAGAAGUGGAGAUCCUCAUGUUUCUCAGUGCCAUUGUCAUGAUGAAGAACCGUCGUGCCAUAACUGUGGAACAGCAUGUGGGAAACAUCAUCCUGUUCAGCAAAGUGGCAAAUGUCAUCCUGUUCUUCAGACUGGACGUCAGGAUGGGAAUCCUCUACCUGACGCUCUGUUUGGUGCUUCUGAUGACCUGUAAACCACCUAUUUACAUGGGACCGGAGUACAUCAAAUACUUCAGUGACAAAACCAUUGACGAUGAGCUGGACAAAGACAAUCGCGUGACCUGGAUCGUGGAGUUCUUUGCUAACUGGUCUCCAGAGUGCCAGUCCUUCGCCUCAGUCUACGCCGACCUUUCUCUCAAGUAUAACUGUGCUGGUCUCAAGUUUGGUAAAGUGGACAUUGGACGAUAUGGAGAGGUUUCCAAAAAGUACAAAGUGUCUACAUCACCGCUCUCUAAGCAGCUCCCCUCUCUGGUGUUGUUCCAAGGUGGGAAAGAGGUGAUGCGACGCCCCCAGGUGGACAAGAAAGGCAGAGCAGUAUCCUGGAGUUUCACGGAGGAGAACAUCAUUCGGGAGUUCAACCUAAACGAACUCUACCAGAAGUCCAAGAAACUCAGCAAGAAGGAGGAUAAGGCGAACCUGUCCAAGUUCCCACCGCUGCCCGAGGAGGAGGAGCCCGAGCAGAACAAGGAGGAGUCCGAGUCCAAGAAAGAUAAAUAAAGACGAUCUGUUUCACUCAGCUCAGCGGGUAAACGGAAACAAAGUCCAGGUUCAGCUCCUUCUCCUCAUUGCUCUCCUCAUCUGUGUACUGUUGGUGUGUCAUCAUGGCAACAGAGGAUCCUUGAACGGCUGAUGUUAUGUCAUUGAACCUCAACACCCGCCAACCUCUGUAAUUAAUGUCAUACCCAGAACGAUGAGAAGAAGGAUUCUGGUACUGUAGUGUUGAGGCUGACAUGAAAAGAUCAUAUCUAAAUACUAUUGAGUGCAGGAACUGGUACCAGGAGCACAUUUCAAUCACAGGAACAGUAACGAAAGUUGGUGCAUAAUUUGAUACAAAACUAAAUAGUGUGGACGUGAGCUUUGUUCCAUAAAAUAGUUCCUGGUACUAACAGUUCCCCGUACUAUGUGAUGGGAACGUUUGUAUGGUUAAAGCUGUGACGACUGAGAAACUGCUGGUUUAGGGGUCAGCUGAGGACUUGGUAACUGGUGGAGUAGCACCGACAAGAUGCUACAAUAUUUGUUGCUUUGUUGCUUUGUUUUAAUGAGACUAAUUUAU
Messenger RNA from Cynoglossus semilaevis (tongue sole), 1632 nucleotides. Its product is annotated as thioredoxin-related transmembrane protein 2-B. Gene Ontology annotation, cellular component: membrane-bounded organelle. Lineage: Eukaryota; Metazoa; Chordata; Actinopteri; Pleuronectiformes; Cynoglossidae. The record is from RefSeq and is a predicted model, not a curated record. Gene Ontology annotation, molecular function: disulfide oxidoreductase activity. The transcript is spliced from 8 exons. The coding region runs from base 171 to 1076 and encodes 301 amino acids. Gene Ontology annotation, biological process: brain development.